Molecule: messenger RNA, 1032 nt
Organism: Rubroshorea leprosula
Lineage: Eukaryota; Viridiplantae; Streptophyta; Magnoliopsida; Malvales; Dipterocarpaceae
Source: the annotation of a GenBank genome assembly
AAACGCCGGCGAAGAGGUCUGUCCUUAAUACGCAAAAUUCAGGCCGAUAAAAAUGUCGACAACGACUCCGUUCCUGAUCAAAUCGAUUCAUCUUCUUCAUAAAAUCAGCAUUACAAGCAAUAAUUUUUUUAAGGCAUCGUCGUUAUCAAUUUCUACUCCAAUUCCAUCUGCUCGUUCUUCGUCGGCGAUAACAUGGAGCAGGCAGAAUUUGGUCCUUCAUAUAGGAGGAGGAGGAGGAGGAGGAGGAGGAAUGCUAUAUUGUAGCAAUUACAGUUCUAGUGCCGGUGAAGUUAGGGCCGCUGAUUACUUAAAAUUGUCGGACCAGGAACUGAUGAGACAGUGCGAAAUGGAUACGUUCAAGGCUUCGGGACCUGGUGGCCAGCACCGCAACAAGCGCGAGUCCGCCGUCCGUAUCAAGCACCUCCCCACUGGUGUUAUUGCUCAGGCUGUUGAGGAUCGAUCCCAGCAUAUGAAUCGUGCAUCUGCCCUAGCUCGCCUCCGCACUCAAUUAGCUCUCAAAGUCAGGAACAAAGUGGAUCUUGAUUCAUAUUCACCUCCUCUAGAGCUUCUUCGCAUUCUUCCUCCGGCAUCAACAAUUAGGGGAUCAGAGUGUGGUCCACAAAUUGGUCCCAAAAAUCCUAAAUUUGUGUUGGGCAUGCAAGCUUUGCUGGAUUUAAUAUUUUCUGUUGAAGGUUCUGUAUCUGAAGCAGCCAAGUUGCUGGGAUUAAGUACUGGGGCACUUUCACGGUUGAUACUAUCAGAUGAUUCUCUUCGAAUGGCAGUGAAUGAGCUGAGGGCUUCCAAGGGUAUGAAGCCUCUCAAGUAGAACAUUUAAUGGUGAUUUUUCCAGGUACAAUAAAACACUAUUCUUCUUUGCAACCUGAAAUCCAAAAUGACUUUUUCCAUUCCUUGUCAAUAACUAGGAGAGCCUUUUUUAGUGGUGGUUUAGUUGUAUUUUUUUUCUCUUUUUGGCAUCUAAUAUUGAUUGCAGAAAUCUGUCAUUUGUGAGGUCAGUAAAGACUUGUCUGAUUG